Molecule: messenger RNA, 2318 nt
Organism: Sinocyclocheilus rhinocerous
Lineage: Eukaryota; Metazoa; Chordata; Actinopteri; Cypriniformes; Cyprinidae
Product: cGMP-dependent 3',5'-cyclic phosphodiesterase
Exons: 21
Biological process (GO): signal transduction
Molecular function (GO): 3',5'-cyclic-nucleotide phosphodiesterase activity; protein binding
Source: RefSeq, a predicted model, not a curated record
AUGGACAAUCACAAGAAGUUGCAGACAGAAACUCAGUCGCAGUGCUGCUGUUUACUGCUGGUCUCUGAAGACAAUCACCAACUCUUCUGUCAGGUUGUCGGAGAUAAAGUUUUGGAAGAGGAAAUCAGUUUUCCGCUUAUGUUCGGUCGCUUUGGGCAGGUGGUGGAGACAAAGAAAUCCAUUACACUACAGGACGUCAGCCAGGAGGAACGCGGGUUAUUGAGCAGUCUGUUGGGGUUCGAGCCGAACUCGAUGCUUUGCGUUCCUGUUAUCAGUCAAGCCACUGGACAGGUGGUGGCGCUAGCGUGUACCUUCAACAAACUGAGCGGACAGAGGUACAUGGAGGCGGAUGAGCAUGUGAUCCAGCACUGUUUCUGUUACACGUCGACGGUUCUCACCAGCACACUGGCCUUCCAGAAAGAGCAGAAACUCAAGUUCGAGUGUCAGGCUCUGCUGCAAGUGGCUAAAAACCUCUUCACGCACCUCGAUGACGUGUCUGUAUUACUGCAGGAGAUCAUCAUCGAGGCCAGAAACCUGAGCAACGCUGAGAUUUGUUCUGUGUUCCUGUUGGAUCACUUCAGUCAUGAGCUCGUGGCCAAAGUGUUCGAUGGAGGAGUCGUGAACGAUGACGAGAAGGAGUUUCGUAUCCCGGCGGAUCAGGGCAUCGCUGGUCAUGUCGCUACCACUGGGAAAAUCCUCAACAUCAAGGAUGCGUAUUCCCACCCUCUGUUUUACCGCGGUGUGGACGACAGCACGGGCUUCAGGACGAGAAACAUCCUCUGCUUCCCCAUCAAAGAUGAGAACGAAGAGGUGAUCGGUGUGGCAGAACUGGUGAAUAAAACCAACGGCCCGUGGUUCAGUCGUUUCGAUGAGGAUCUGGCAACCGCGUUCUCCAUCUACUGCGGCAUCAGCAUCGCUCAUUCUCUGCUGUAUAAGAAGGUCCAUGAGGCUCAGUUCCGCAGUCAUCUGGCCAAUGAGAUGAUGAUGUACCACAUGAAGGUGUCAGAGGAGGAGGUCACUAAACUCCUGCACAGCGGCAUCGAGCCGGUCCAGAAAAUCCACCCGGACUUCUCUGAGUUCACGUACACGCCGCGCUCUCUGCCCGACGACAGCACUCCGAUGGGCGUCCUGAGCAUGUUUGAAGACAUGGGCGUCAUCAACACCUAUAAGAUCAACCUGCAGACUUUAGCCAGGUUUUGUCUGAUGGUGAAGAAGGGCUACAGAGAUCCUCCGUAUCACAACUGGAUGCAUGCCUUCUCCGUCUCACACUUCUGUUAUCUGCUUUACAAGAACCUACAACUGUCUAACUACCUCGAAGAUAUAGAGAUUCUGGCGCUCUUCGUGUCCUGCAUGUGUCACGAUCUGGACCAUCGAGGAACCAACAACUCCUUCCAGGUGGAUUCGCACUGAUCUAGUGUCUUGUGUGUGCUUGUGUUUCAGAGACAUCACUUCGCUCAGGCCAUCGCCAUCCUCAACACACAAGGCUGCAACAUCUUUGAGAAGUUCUCCAGAAAGGACUAUCAGCGGAUGCUGGAUCUGAUGAGAGACAUCAUCCUGGCCACAGAUCUGGCUCAUCACCUGAGGAUCUUCAGGGACCUGCAGAAGAUGGCUGAUGCUGGUUAUAACCCGAGGAGUCAAGCCCAUCGCAGUCUGCUGCUGUGCCUCCUCAUGACCUCCUGUGACCUCUCAGACCAGACCAAGGGCUGGAAAACCACCAGGAAGAUCGCGGAGCUGAUCUAUAAAGAGUUCUUCUCUCAGGGGGAUCUGGAGAAGGCGAUGGGAAACAGACCCAGUGAGAUGAUGGACCGUGAGAAAGCCUACAUCCCUGAACUCCAGAUCAGCUUCAUGGAGCACAUCGCCAUGCCAAUAUACAAGCUCCUGCAGGAGAUUUUCCCACGUUCGGCCGAGCUUUACGAGCGCGUGGCCGCCAACCGCGAGCAGUGGGCCAAAGUCUCGCACAAGUUCACCAUCCGCGGACUACCGAGCAACAACUCGCUGGACUUUCUGGACGAGGAAUUCGAGCUGCUGCAGUCUCAAGGCGCCUUCGGAGAUGAUUCGCAUCGCAUGAACGGUUGCCUGGACGACGAGUGCGACAAACACGACCAAUGACGUCGCUAGGGCAGAGGUCACCUGACGGAUUGUGUCUUGGUAAAAUUCCGUAGUUACCGACGAGGCUUUGAGGAAAGGUUCGUUGUCUCCUUUUUGCCGUUUUGCACGAUGAAGGACGAUGGAUGGUGCUGCGCAGUCGGCGGAGUGUGUAAUGUUACGCAGACAUUUGGACUGAAAAAGUUAUAUUCUCAGUGGCCCCGUUGUAAUAG